AUGGGUGAAGAAUUGGUGAUAGCGUCUACGCCAGCAGACGGUGUGAGAGUCCUCGCUCUCAACCGUCCAACCAAGCGCAACGCCCUCUCCCAGCAGCUCAUUGUCGAUCUUCUUGCCCUGCUCCACGCUGCGUCAUCCGAUGACUCUGUCCGCGCCAUAGUAAUCACUGGCAGCAGGACCUUUUUUUGUGCUGGCGCCGAUAUCAAGGAGAUUUCCGAGUUAGACGGCCAGUCUGCCCGCAAGUGCCGCUACCUCGAAGAUCUCUGCCAAGGUCUCAGCAACGUAAGAAAGCCACUCAUUGCGGCUGUCGAGGGCAUGGCGCUCGGUGGUGGAUUCGAAGUUGCCUUGGCGUGCGAUCUGAUCUUCGCUUCCUCCAACAGCAAAUUCGGCCUCCCUGAAGUUUCCAUUGGUCUCAUUCCUGGUGCCGGUGGUACCCAGAGAUUGACCAAUGCUGUUGGCAAGUUCAAGGCCAUGCAGAUGAUCUUGCUGUCCAAGCCUAUCUCCGCUGCUGAGGCUAGCUCCGUCGGCCUCGUUGCCGACGUCUUCGAGCCGGGGACCGUCCUGGACAAUGCUGUUCAGAUGGCAUCGUCUCUGGCCGGCAUGAGCCCCAUGGCCCUAUCGCUUGCAAAGGAAUCCAUCUGCCGAUCUGAUAGCCUGGGACGUGAUGACGAAUUCGAGCGCAGCUUGUACUACUUUGCCUUUGGCACCGAGGACAAGAAGGAGGGAGUUGGUGCCUUCUUGGAGAAGAGGAGCCCCAACUGGUCCCGUUGA
This is a messenger RNA of Geosmithia morbida, 771 nucleotides long. RefSeq names its product enoyl-CoA hydratase. Gene Ontology annotation, molecular function: enoyl-CoA hydratase activity. Lineage: Eukaryota; Fungi; Ascomycota; Sordariomycetes; Hypocreales; Bionectriaceae. Gene Ontology annotation, biological process: fatty acid beta-oxidation. The record is from RefSeq and is a predicted model, not a curated record. The transcript has 6 exons. Gene Ontology annotation, cellular component: mitochondrion. The coding region runs from base 1 to 771 and encodes 256 amino acids.